GGGUGCCGCUGUGUUCCACCAGACGUGCCCGCCACGACGCUGGGGGGCGAAUCGGCUGCGGCGGCCGCGCCGCCCGGGCUGGACGCCGCCCCAGGAGGCGAACCGCCGCCGCCCGCCCCAGAGGGCCCCGCCGCCGACGCGAGCCUGGGCAGCUGGUGGCUCGCGGCGGCGUGGGGACUUCUAGCCCUGGCGGGCGGAGGAGGAGCCCUUGCCGCCCAGCUGGGCUCGACGGGGCGGGCCCGCCUCGCGGGCCUCACCGUCUGCGGGCUGGUGGGCCUCCUCGCCACGGCGCGGGUCGCGCGCCAGGCUUGGUGGCUCUACUGUGACCAGGAGGCGACGAAGGCGCAGAUGGCCUCCCUCAGAGCCCAGAUGCAGCAGCUGGCCCUGUCGGGAGCGAUGGGCAUGCCAGGUGGAGGUUUCCCUGGCGGCGGUCCGCCCGACGGUGCCAUGCACGGGUGGGCCGACGUGGGAGCGCCGCCGCCGGGGAUCCCGCAGGUGCCGGGCGUGACGAUGGCGGGGCCAGCCACAGGACCCGUCGGGCCCCCAGUGGGUCAGGCCACCCAGGCGCCCGCGGGUGCCGCGAGCCUGGACGCGCUGGGCGCGCGGGCGGGCAUAGCCGCCCUGGCCGCCCCAGAGGCGGGCGCCACAGCCGCUGCGGGUAGCCCGCCAUACGUCCCUCAGUACAGGCCGCCCGAGCUGGACAGCAAGGUCCGGCAGCAGGCCAAGCAGGUGAAGGAGCUCCUGACGGCGUUCGCGAACGCCCGGGGCCAAGACUACAUGUGGGGUCGUCGCUUCUGGUCCAACAUCUACACGAUGGACUCGAGCGGGCAGUUGGUGCCCGAGGCGAAGCGUCUCCUGACGGGGUUCGGCUACGUAGGCGAGCAGACGGUGACGGCCCCCCGCCAUGAGGAGCUCGGGGCCGCGCUGGACCGCCUCGCGUCGGAGGCCGCGCUGACCGCUGGCGCAGGCAUCUGGCAGUCCACCCCCAGCCAGGGCCUGGCCGCCGCGGCGGGAGGCUCGGAGGAGACGCGAUGGGGCUCCUCGCUACCAGCGGACCUCCAGCGUGCGGCCCCCGAGAUCUACAGGGCGAUGCGAAGUGAGGGGUCGACGAGUGCACGUGACUGGAUCGCCCAGCGCUACCAGGGGAGUCGGACCAGCCCGGUGUGGGUCGACCUAUGGACUCUUGCCACGUCGGUUGACUUCCGCCUCCGCGAAUGCGGCAGCCAUCUGGAGAUCAUGCGGGUGCUGGCCAAGGACGACAUGAUGGAGAUCGGCCUCCGCCGCCUCGCGGCAUACGUGUACGAGCAGCGGAGCGGCGACCGCGUCGGAGCCCAGCCCAUGUUGGGCAUCGCGCCGCCUGGCGGCUCGGCCGACGUGGCCCCGACGUGGACGGCGGCCUCAGCGACGAUGCACUCGAAGAUCGAGCACCAGCGCAGGGAGAGAGUCGAGGCUGAGGCUCGCCACAGGCGCAAGAACGACAAGGGCGGCGGUCGAGGCGACGGUCGCGGAGUGCGCGACGAUCUACACCCCCCGCUGCAGCAGGUGAUCUCGGCUCAGCCGGGACAAGAGGCGUUCUUUCCCAUCACGCUGGUGGAUCGCCCGACCCAGAUGACGAGCCGCUCUAGUCGACUUCGGCAUCGAUUCAAGCGGAAGCUCACCCUGUGGGCUCUCGCCAACGAGUUCGUGCAGGGGAUCAACUCCAUGGACACGGGCUCGUGCAAGGACCUCACCCGCCCCCGCCGCAAGGAGAGCUUGUCGGAGAACAUGCGGGGGCUGCACGGCCAGGUGCAUAGGGUAGCUCUACGAGACGCUAAACGGCUGGCAGAGGCGCGCCGGGACUGCGGUCUGGCAGGCGCCCCCGCGGUGCUGGAGCUAGCUCGCGCGGAGGAGGUGGGCUAUGGCAAGCCUACCCGCCUGUCGACCCAUGAGGCCCUGAGAGCGGAGGACAUUGAUGAGCCGCAAGUAGUGAAGAGCGCGAACAUGCUCGAGGCGCUCGAGCCGGAGGAGGCCAGGUACUACAGCGACGAGGGGCUUGUGGUCGCCCCGACGGAGUUGCGCAGCCGCGUGAUCUUCGAGGAGCUGCAGGCCAAGUUCGGCUUCGCUGGAGGAACUCAGGAGGAGUACGAGAAGUAUUUCAGCCGCUCAGACAUGCCGCCAAACCUGUGGCUCUUCGGGGGCCCGCAGGAGGUGAAGGCCAUAGCGGGCUUCAGCACGGUGGGCAAGAAGACCAGCGGGCGGCGGCGUAAGAUCAUCCUGAUGGCGGCGGCAAACUAUAUGUUUCAGGACGCGAGGGGUCGAGCCGAACACGGACUACACGGAGGAGGUGCGUUGGCCAGCCUGCACGUCCCGUCGGACGACUGGGCGGCCGCGGCGUUCGACGAGAGCAACGCCUUCUCCUCCGUCGAGGUUCCGAGCUGCUCCCACAGCGUGCACAUCCUGAUGUCUAUCAAUGCGAGGAUAUGCUCCAUGACGCUGAGGCGCAGCCUGGUGGACCCGCAGCAUGGUCACACUCUGGCGUGGCAGGCCGGAUACCAGAUGCUGACGGACGACGACUGGGCCGAGCGCCAACGACUUCGACGAGAUGGCACCCCCCCGAGCGGGUUUUCCGUGGCGAGCUGGUGCGAGGCAGUACGCCACGCACGGCGCCAGGAGACCCGUGUCUUCGUGGUCAUGCACUUGUUCGCGGGGGCCCGGAGGGAGCAGGACGCGCAGCAUCACGUCGAGGCGAUGAUGGCCGACCUGGAGCUGAAGGUGCUCAUGAUCUCGGUGGACCUGGCCGAGGACUCGCGGUGGGACCUCGGGCGCGUCGACACCUGCGUGUCCGAGGGCCUGGUGGACGUGAUCCCGGGCGACCCCCCCUGCUCGACCUGGAGCCGCGCGAGCAUCCAGACGAUCCUGCCUGGGGAGGAACCGUAUCCGUCCAUCUUCGACACCGAGAUUUUGAAGGGCCUGGAGUCCAGGACGGGAGCGCGGCACAUCUCUUUUGACCAAUGUAUGAUGGGCGGGCCCUCGCAGAAGCCCACGAGGGUCACAGGUACGGCACGACUGGCGGCCACCGAAGCACUACGGUGCGACGGCGCCCACACACACGAGCUGAGCCACGGCAAGGUUAACGGGAACUUUCGGACGACCAAGCUCGCCACCUACCCACCUCGACUGUGCAGGUGGAUAGCAGAGGGCAUCGUGGCCACCCUGUCGGAGAUGGCGCAGACCGGCGGCGGGCCGCGGGCAGUGCCGGGCGCGAGGGACACGAGCUUCUACCUCCAUAUCGACGACGGCCUGAUCGCAGCGGACGGCGGGUCCCAGCAGUCAGGCGAGAAGAAGGUCAACAAGCUGGUCCACCAGGUGGCAGACGCGCUGGAGGAUGUGGGCUUCGUCGCGAAGGAGGGGGGGGAGCACGGCAUGGUGGAUCGCAUCGUGGGCUACGAGGUGGAGUCUAGCCCCGCACGAGUGCGGGUCCCGAAACGCAAGGCGGCGCUCAUGCACGAGGCGCCGCUACUGCUCACGAGCCGGGACUGGGUGCACCUGGACCACCUGGCGUCGGUCAUCGGGGUCUGGAUCUGGGCGGCGCUGCUGGCCAGGCACUGGCUGUCGGCGCCUCAGCACCUGUUUCAGUUCGCACGCCGGGAGGGCCCGCGCCGGAGACGGCGGUGGCCGUCGGCCCGCCGCGAGGCCGCGGCCAUGCGGCGGGGCAUCAUGGGGCUCUACGCUGACCUGGGGGCCCCGCUGCUGCCGAUGGUCUUCGCCUCGGACGCCGAGGGCGCGCAGGACUUCGACGCGGGUGGCUACGGCAUCGUCGUGGCCGCGGCGAACUCGAAGAUCGUAGAAGAGCUGAGGAACGCUGGCACUCGCCCCGGCGUGGCCGUCGCCAAGCCGGGACAACUGCAGAAGGUGCUGGAGCGUGGCCCUGAGACGCUACAGCCUUUCCUGCCAGUGAGCUCAGUUGAGAGGGGUUGGAUCGACGGAGAGGCCUCCUGGAUCCCGGUCGAGUCAGGCCGCUGGAAGGCGCCUGACCACAUCGUGCUGGGGGAAAGGCGGGCCGCGCUGAAGGUCCUGUCGCGUCUGGCGCUCCUGCCAGAGGCUCACCGCUCGAAGGUCCUCAGCCUCGAGGACAACAUGGCUGUCGCGGGCGCUGCGGCCAAAGGCCGAUCGGCCGCCGGCCCCGCGAACUACUUACUCAGGCGGAGGUGCGCGUUGUCGAGCGCCACGGAGAUCAGGAUGCACCUCCCCUGGGUGGAGACCGAGAGCCCUGACGAGUGGGACGACACGAUCAUGGAGUACAAGGCCUCAGUGGACUUGCUCAAGAGUCAUUUCACCUCCCUGCUCGCCGCUAUCGAAUUCAAGUUUCCGCGGCUGAAGGGCCGCCUUUGCAGAUGCCACGCCGCCUUGCGUGGCUGGGAGUUAGAGCACCAGACCAAGCACACAGUGCCGAUGGUGAGCACCGCCCAGGCUUUCGUCAGUGUGCGGCUCAGCGCACUCGGAGAGCCUCGCCUGGCCAUCGGCCUCAUGUUGCAGGGAAAAGUGGGGAUGCGGCCCAGCGAGAUGCUGGGUAUCGUCACGUCCGAUCUCGUCUUCCCCGAGGAGUCUGGGUACGGUCGAGGUCGAGGGCCCCUGAUAGUAGGCUUGGGUAUCAAGGCGAACACCAAAGCGAAGCGCCCCCAGUCGAACGACAUCCUGGAGGCCUCCAGCCCUGUAUUGGUGGAUCUCCUGAGGACCCUGAAGGCCCACACGCCCCCAGGGGGCCGCAUGUUCCCCUACACCCUCGAGAAGUACCGCAAGUUGCUCGCUCGCAUCCAGUCGGAGUGUAACCUACCAAUGGGAUGGACCCCCCACAGUGCCCGAGCAGGUUUCGCUUCAGAGGCCACAGCGUGGGGUAUGUCCUUCGAGUCGAGCAAAUUCGAGAAACAGGCCGUUGGAAGGUGGACAGUUCCCUUCGAGUAUAUAUCGACAUGGCCCAGGCCGCCCACAUAG
Prorocentrum cordatum is the source of this 4971-nucleotide messenger RNA. Lineage: Eukaryota; Dinophyceae; Prorocentrales; Prorocentraceae. The record is from the annotation of a GenBank genome assembly.